AUGUCUUCUGCACACAUAAUAAGGUUGUGCUAUUUAUUCUUCAUUGGAAAUUUGGCAAUCAUUAUCAAGGUUUUUCCGCUCUCAUUAGUUGUCUCUAUGGCAUUGAAUGGAGAUGCAUAUGGACCCAUGUUUUAUUUUCCCUCCAUUUUCCAUAUUCAAUUUGAAUUAAAAAAGUGUGGAAAAAUUCAAGCUAUAGUUAAGAAAUCACUCAAUAGGUUUAGGGAUCAUAUAGUUGAAGGUCAAGUUUAUAGAAUGGCAUACUUUACUGUUGUGUCAAAUCAUGGUAGUUAUAGAGCAACUUCUCAUGAAUUCAAAUUGGUUUUCCUUCACCGAACCACUGUUGUAGCUGUUGAUGAAGAUGUUAUCCCUAAGACUUAUUUCAACAUGUUGUGUUUAUUUGGAAUAGAUGUCAUUGGCCUUUUAACUUCAGUGGGAGAAGAGAAAGAAUAUGCAAAAGAGGGGGAAAUUGUGAAAAUGAUUGUGCUUGAAUUAAGUUCAAAAGAUCUUACAAUGCGAUGUGCAUUGUUUGGGGACUAUGUUAAUCAAGUAAAUCAUUUCCUUGCCUCUGGCUAUGUGGAGCAGCCUGUUGUAGUGAUUCAACUUGCUAAAGUCAAGUUCUUUAGGGGUCAAGUAGGCCUUCAAAAUAUGAUGUAUGCCACUCAAAUGUUAUUUAAUCCUGAUCUUCCUGAAGUUAUUGAAUUCAGUAUGGUUGAGCAAGGUGUCAAUGGUACCCAGCCACUGUUUAUUUCAAAUGAGGGUAAAGUUGUCUCCUUGGAAGAUGAUUUCAUGCGUUUAACUAGAAAAUGCACUAUUGAAGAGCUUCAAGAUAACAAUGAGGAGAGUUCUUUUAUCAUUUUUGGUACAAUCCAAGGUAUUGUUGAGGAUGGAGGUUGGUGGUAUUCUGCUUGUAUGUGUGGAAAGGGUAUCUAUCCUCAAAAUGGUGCAUACUACUAUGAUUUUUGUUUCAAGCACAUAACUAAUGUGACUCCAAGAUUUAAAAUUAAAAUAACAGUUGAAGAUCAUAGUGGGGAGGGUAUUUUCCUUCUCUUUGAUCGUGAGGCAUCUUAUUUGCUUAAGAAAUCAUGUGCUUAUUUGUUUACCGAAGUUCAAAGAGAUGCAAGUGGAUACUUAUCCUCCCUUAUUCCAAGGGCUCAUUGGAAAGAAGUUACUGCUGAAGGUUGA
Messenger RNA from Arachis stenosperma, 1182 nucleotides. RefSeq lists its product as uncharacterized. The transcript has 10 exons. The record is from RefSeq and is a predicted model, not a curated record. Lineage: Eukaryota; Viridiplantae; Streptophyta; Magnoliopsida; Fabales; Fabaceae. Bases 1 to 1182 code for a protein of 393 amino acids.